CUUCGCCUCUUCACACUGCAAACCCUAGCUAAGUUCUCCAAAGUAUUUGCUGCCCGAUCUCGGCUCGGAUCUGUGGGAUCUCCGGCGGUGGACAUGGCCGCCGCAUCCCUUCGCUUCGCUGUGCUCGCUGCCGCGUUGGCGCUGCUCGCCGUGACCUCCUUGGCGCAGGGCCCCAGCCCCGCUCCCGUAAAGCCUCCGUCCCCGGCGCCGACUACUCCCCCCGCCGUCGCCCCGGUCACCCCUCCGGCCGUGGCUCCCGUCCCUUCGCCGCCGGCCGUGACGCCCACAGCCCCACCCCCGGCUUCCCCUCCUGCUUCCACCCCCCGUUCGGAGGCUCCCGCGACGUCCCCUCCCGCGCCGCCACCGGCCACACCAUCCCCCUCCUCCCCGACCUCUCCGAUCUCCACGACCCCUACCUCGUCCCCCACCUCGACACCGUCGGGCAAUGUCGCCGCCUCCACGACCGUCGGCUGGAUCGCCGUGGUGUGCGCCGUGGUCGCCACCUUCGCGCUCUAGGUGGCGUCGUUUCCGCUGGGCUCGCUCUCAGCCGUCGAUUGUUGAUCGGACGAUCUCUUUUUUUUUCCCGCAUGAUGUUGUACUAUUAUUAUAAUGAUUGCUAUGGUUUGUAAUUUUUUGCUUUGUUAUUUGACCUGGUGGUAGACAUGUGACCGGGCUGUACCAUUGCUUUGUAGUGGAUACUUCUCUUUGUUUUACCGUUA
This is a messenger RNA of Musa acuminata AAA Group (dessert banana), 719 nucleotides long. RefSeq names its product arabinogalactan protein 1. Bases 94 to 516 code for a protein of 140 amino acids. Lineage: Eukaryota; Viridiplantae; Streptophyta; Magnoliopsida; Zingiberales; Musaceae. The record is from RefSeq and is a predicted model, not a curated record. The transcript has a single exon.